Diceros bicornis minor is the source of this 1014-nucleotide messenger RNA. RefSeq names its product ficolin 3 (gene FCN3). NCBI's taxonomy places the organism in Eukaryota, Metazoa, Chordata, Mammalia, Perissodactyla, Rhinocerotidae. The record is from RefSeq and is a predicted model, not a curated record.
AUGGCCAAUAAUAAUGACGAUGAGCAGGGCUGUACAAUUGAAGGAAGUCUUGCUUCACGUCCUCCCACCGGCCGCCCUUAUAAACGGGUGUCGUCUCUCAGGGGCACCAGCAAGAUGGGCCGACUGUGGACCCCACUCUCCCUUUUGCUCCUCUUGCUUGGGAAGGCUGCCUGCCUGAAGACCCAGGACCACCCUAGCUGCCCAGAACCCAGGGAACUGGAAACCAGCAAAGUUGUCCUCCUGCCCAGCUGUCCUGGAGCCCCAGGAAGUCCUGGGGAGAAGGGACCUCCAGGUCCUCAAGGGCAACCUGGACCACCAGGCGAGAUGGGCCCCAAGGGUGAGCCUGGACAUCCGGCGACCCUACUCCGGUGCCAGGAGGGCCCCAGGAGCUGCCAGGAGCUGCUGACCCAGGGUGCCACCUUGAGUGGUUGGUACCAUUUGUGCCUACCUGAGGGCAGAGCCCUCCCUGUCUUUUGUGACAUGGACACGGAAGGGGGUGGCUGGCUGGUGUUCCAGAGGUGACAGGACAGUUCUGUAGAUUUCUUCCGCUCUUGGUCCUCCUACAAAGCAGGUUUUGGGAGCCAGGAUUCCGAAUUCUGGCUGGGGAAUGAGAAUUUGCACCAACUUACUCUCCAGGGUAUCUGGGAGCUGCGGGUGGAGCUGGAGGACUUUCAUGGCAACCGCACCUUUGCCCACUAUGCGUCCUUCCGCCUCCUUGGGGAGGCAGAUCACUACCAGCUGGUGCUGGGCAAGUUCUUAAAGGGCACUGCAGGGGACUCCCUGAGCUUCCACAGCGGUAAGUCCUUUACCACCCACGACGCUGACCAUGAUUCAAGUGGAAGCAACUGCGCAGUGACUGUCCACGGUGCCUGGUGGUAUGCAUCCUGCUAUCGAUCCAAUCUCAACGGGCGCUACGCGGCAUCCCGGGCCACCGCCCACAAGUAUGGCAUAGACUGGGCCUCAGGUCUCGGCGUUGGCCACCCUUACCGCAGGGUUCGCAUGAUGCUUCGCUAG